GUCAACCCAGCCCUCAUUGGCUGCACGUUUCCUUGGAGACUGACACCAGCUACUCAAACACAGGCCUCAGAACUAUGGGAAGAAUCUUUCUUUCUUCCCUCCCUGACCCUCCCCAGCCAUGAGGGAAGUGUCAUUCUCCCAGAACCAGGCCUGCUGGAAAGAGCACAUCCAAAAAGAGACUGCUGCCCGGGUUGCCUGGAAUAUCCACUAUGGCCACAAGUUCCUGAAGGAGGGGACCAGGGCCAAAAAACAGCCCAAGCAGGCCCCCUUCAGAUCAACCCCAGUAGCAGGCCAAGUGCCUGCCAGCAGCUCCCUUGUCAGCAAGGAGGUGAAGGUGGGACAUCCACAGGUCCAGGGUGUCCAGAACCAAUUGUCCAGUUUAGUGGGUGUCCAGGUCCCUCCACCCAGUAGUAUCAGAAUAAGGAAGGCCAGAGGAGCCACUCAGGGCCCAGCAGGCCACAGCAGACCAGAGAACUCAGUGAUGAGGCAGGCCCCCUCAAGCACCCUGAAGCUGCUCUUCAAAGGUGUCUCCCAGAGUGGCGAAGGCCGGGCCCGGUACCUCCAGGAGCGGUAUCGGCAGUUACCAGAGGAGAAGUUCCGGUACCCGAUCCUGUCAUCCUGGGAGUAUGGCUGGCAUGUGGGGGAUGCCAUGAAGAACUUUACGACAUCUCCGUAUGCCAAGACCCAGACCAUCGCAAAGACAUUUUACCUCAAAAGUAGCAUCUUCCAUUUACCACGGCGAACAGACCAGCUCAUGUGAAGUUGGCUGGGGAAGGGCCCUCAGCUGCUACUUUCCUUCCUCCUUGAUCUAUCUGGAUCCUCCAGGGGACAUGCUACCAGCCAACCCUGCCCUCCACUCUGCCUUUUGCUAAGCCCUACCUCCCUGGUUAUGUGUGGAUGGGCAUGAGUGUGCCUCUAAUGCAGAUGGACCUCUGGGAUGUACAGGUGACCCCUCCCUAACCCCACAGGUUCUUGUCUGUGCUUGCAGACCUUCACUCCUUGCAGACCUGCCCAUACCCUACCAUCAUCAAUAAGGCCUGGGCACUGGUGCUCAUUUCUUGGGGAAUCAACAGAGUCUCACUGUGCUCUAUCAGCACACCUGGGGGUGGGGGAGGGGCUCACCAAGUCCUUAAGGUGCUAAUGGGGAUGUGUGUGUGAAUAGCUCCAUGCUUUUUAUUUCUCUACAGUCCGUUGUAGGGAUCCAAAUCAGAGUUGCUUUAUCCCAGUGUAUCCCACAGUUUAGUGAAGAAAUAGUUUUCAUUUCUUCUUACUGUUUCUCUCACACCCAGGAGCCUGCAUUAGUCAGGUUGUUAUAGCCUCACUGCUGUAACAAAAAGCUCCUAAAUCCCAGUUGUUAAAACCAAUAAAGAUGUAUUUUUUUACACCAUAA
Ictidomys tridecemlineatus (thirteen-lined ground squirrel) is the source of this 1390-nucleotide messenger RNA. RefSeq names its product protein SPMIP1. NCBI's taxonomy places the organism in Eukaryota, Metazoa, Chordata, Mammalia, Rodentia, Sciuridae. The record is from RefSeq and is a predicted model, not a curated record.